Molecule: messenger RNA, 277 nt
Organism: Plectropomus leopardus (leopard coralgrouper)
Lineage: Eukaryota; Metazoa; Chordata; Actinopteri; Perciformes; Serranidae
Source: RefSeq, a predicted model, not a curated record
GUCGACUCCAGAAGCAGGAACUCCCGGGGGCCCUGAGGGUGAGGGAGGCCCCCCGGCUCCGGCCCCGAACCUCACCAGCAACAGACGACUGCAGCAGACACAAGCACAGGUGGACGAGGUGGUGGACAUCAUGCGUGUGAACGUGGACAAAGUCCUGGAGAGAGAUCAGAAGCUGUCGGAGCUGGACGACCGGGCCGACGCCCUGCAGGCCGGAGCCUCGCAGUUUGAGAGCAGCGCCGCCAAACUCAAGAACAAAUACUGGUGGAAAAACUGCAAG